Molecule: messenger RNA, 999 nt
Organism: Coniosporium apollinis CBS 100218
Lineage: Eukaryota; Fungi; Ascomycota; Dothideomycetes
Product: D-3-phosphoglycerate dehydrogenase
Exons: 4
Coding region: 1-999 (332 amino acids)
Cellular component (GO): cytosol
Molecular function (GO): hydroxypyruvate reductase [NAD(P)H] activity; glyoxylate reductase (NADPH) activity; NAD binding
Source: RefSeq, a predicted model, not a curated record
AUGUCGUCUUCGAAAGCAGCUCUUCUCAUCGGUGGCAUAACCCAUGCGCGUAAGGAGUGGGAGGAAUGCGGUUCCCUGCUUAGUCUGAAGGAAUACCCAGAAGGCUCACGAGAAGACUUCCUGUCAAAGUGCCGCAAUGGAGACUUCGACAAUGUCUUCGUGAUCUACCGAAGCAAUGAUUCCACAUCUGUCACUGGUCCGUUCAACCAGGAACUCGUCGAUGUCCUUCCAGAAAGCCUCAAGUUCAUAUGCCACAACGGCGCGGGGUACGACAACAUAGAUGUCGAGGCGUGCAGCAAACGGGGCAUCUCAAUCGCCAGCACGCCCGUCGCCGUCAACGAUGCGACCGCCGACGUCGCCGUGUUCCUAAUGCUCGGCGCGCUGAGACGCAUCACGAUACCGUUCCAAGCCGUCAGACAAGGUGACUGGCGAGGCAAGAACUUCAAGCUCGGCCAUGACCCUAAGAACAAAACGCUCGGCGUGCUGGGCAUGGGAGGUAUUGGCCGUGCUGUCGCGACGAGAGCGAAGGCGUUCGGAAUGAGGAUCCAGUACCACAACCGCAACCCUUUGCCGGAGGCCGAGGCCGGAGGGGCUGAAUACGUCUCCUUCGACGAUUUGAUGAAGACGUCGGACGUGCUGAGUCUGAACCUUUCUCUCAAUGCAUCAACAAGGCACAUCAUCGCGAAGCCGCAGUUUGACAUGAUGAAGGAUGGCGUUGUAAUCAUCAAUACCGCUCGGGGGCCGAUCAUCGAAGAGGCAGCCCUGGUUGAUGCGCUAGAGUCUGGCAAAGUGUUCAGCGCCGGAUUGGACGUAUAUGAGAAGGAGCCAGAAAUCCAUCCGGGUUUACUAGAGAAUGAGAAUGUGGUCCUGCUGCCGCACAUUGGCACUGCUACACUUGAGACACAGCGCGAUAUGGAGCUUUUGGUGCUCGACAACCUUAAAGAAGCAGUGAGGCACAACAAACUCAUCACACAAAUUCCGGAGCAAGCCAAGAAGUAG